Messenger RNA from Thunnus maccoyii (southern bluefin tuna), 4675 nucleotides. RefSeq names its product aldehyde dehydrogenase 1 family, member L2 (gene aldh1l2). The record is from RefSeq and is a predicted model, not a curated record. The coding region runs from base 154 to 2925 and encodes 923 amino acids. Gene Ontology annotation, molecular function: formyltetrahydrofolate dehydrogenase activity; aldehyde dehydrogenase (NAD+) activity. Gene Ontology annotation, biological process: biosynthetic process; 10-formyltetrahydrofolate catabolic process; one-carbon metabolic process. NCBI's taxonomy places the organism in Eukaryota, Metazoa, Chordata, Actinopteri, Scombriformes, Scombridae. Gene Ontology annotation, cellular component: cytoplasm. The transcript has 23 exons.
CUAGACCAUACCACAGCUACGGUCACACACUGACACACACACGCAGAGGCAGGUGUGUGUGUGCAGCCUCUGCAGCAGGUCGGGCAAAUUGUGCAGCAUUCGGAUUUAUUUUUGCAUUAUUAUUAUUUUUAAUACACACAAUACACCGUCAUUAUGUUGUGGACGGCGGGUCAAGUCUUGAGGAAAUUCUCCACCUCAUCCCAUUAUUACCAGAAUAAGCUGAAACUAGCUAUAAUUGGCCAGAGCCUGUUUGGCCAGGAGGUGUACAGCAACCUGAGGAAGCAGGGUCACAAGGUGGUGGGCGUGUUCACAGUCCCAGAUAAGGAUGGCAAGGCCGACCCCCUGGCGGUGGCAGCAGAGAAGGACGGUACACCUGUGUUCAAGUUCCCACGGUGGCGGCUCAAGGGGAAGCCCAUCCCAGAGGUGGUGGAGGCCUACAAGGCAGUGGGCGCCGAUCUCAACGUCAUGCCAUUCUGCUCCCAGUUCAUCCCUAUGAACAUCAUUGACCACCCCCAGCAUGGCUCCAUCAUCUACCACCCCUCCAUCCUGCCCCUGCACAGAGGAGCCUCAGCCAUCAACUGGACCCUGAUCCACGGUGAUAAAAAAGGUGGUUUCACAGUGUUCUGGGCUGAUGAUGGUCUGGACACUGGACCAAUCCUGCUGCAGAGGGAAUGUCCUGUUGAAGCCAAUGACACUGUGGACACACUCUACAACCGCUUCCUCUUCCCAGAAGGCAUCAAGGCCAUGGUUGAGUCGGUGCAGCUCAUCGCUGAUGGGAAAGCUCCUCGAAUUCCCCAGUCAGAGGAGGGAGCGACUUAUGAAGGCAUUCAGAAGAAAUCCAAUGCCAAGGUGAACCUGGCCCAGCCAGCUGAGGCCAUCCACAACUGGAUCCGCGGUCAUGACAAAGUCCCCGGUGCCUGGACUGUCAUUGAUGGUCAGUCUGUGACCCUGUAUGGCUCGUCCAUGUUGGGGGGGUCUGUACCAGCCGGUCAGCCCCUGGAGAUUGAGGGUGCGUCACAGCCCGGCCUGGUAACCAAGAACGGGCUCGUCCUGCAUGGAACUGAUGGAAAAGCACUCCUGGUGAAGAACCUGCAGUUUGAAGAUGGGAAGAUGAUCCCUGCCUCCAAGUACUUCUCCUCUGGAGAAAGCUCCAGCGUGGAGCUGACCGACGAUGAGAAGAAGAUGGCAGAGGAGAUCAGGAAUAUCUGGAAAGGCAUCCUCAGCAACGUCUCAGCCAUAGAGGACACCACAGACUUCUUCAAGGCUGGAGCCGCCUCCAUGGAUGUGGUCAGGCUGGUGGAGGAGGUGAAGCAGAAGUGUGCCGGCGUCCAGCUGCAGAACGAAGACGUGUACAUGGCCACCACUUUCCAGGAUUUCAUCCAGAUGUUCGUCCGCAAGCUGAGAGGAGAGGACCAGGAGGAGGAGCUGGUCAUCGACUAUGCAACCAAAGAAGUGAACAACAUGACAGUAAAAAUGCCGCACCAGUGUUUUGUUAACGGCCAGUUCGAGGACGCAGAAGACGGCAAGAGCUACGAUACCAUCAAUCCUACUGAUGGAUCAGUUAUCUGUAAGGUGUCCUACGCCUCAGUGGGGGAUGUGGACCGGGCGGUGGCGGCUGCCAAAGAAGCUUAUGAUAAUGGGCCCUGGGGCCGGAUGAACCCUAGAGACAGAGGAAGUCUGCUUUACAAGCUUGCAGACCUGAUGGAGGAACACCAGGAGGAGCUGGCCACCAUCGAGUCCAUCGAUUCAGGAGCCGUGUACACGCUGGCCCUCAAGACCCACGUAGGCAUGUCCAUCCAGACCUUCCGCUACUUCGCCGGCUGGUGUGAUAAGAUCCAGGGCAAGACGAUUCCCAUCAACCAGGCCAGACCCAACCGCAAUCUGACCUUCACUAAGAAAGAACCACUGGGUGUGUGUGCCAUAGUCAUCCCAUGGAACUACCCUCUCAUGAUGCUGGCAUGGAAGAGUGCUGCCUGCCUCGCAGCUGGAAACACACUCGUUCUUAAACCAGCACAGGUCACUCCGUUGACAGCACUGAAGUUUGCAGAGCUGUCAGUGAAAGCUGGAAUUCCAAAAGGAGUCAUCAACAUUUUGCCAGGCUCAGGUGGGAUGGUGGGACAGCGUUUGUCCGAUCACCCGGACAUCCGCAAGCUGGGUUUCACCGGCUCUACUCCUAUCGGCAAACAGAUCAUGAAAAGCUGUGCGCUCAGUAACCUGAAGAAGGUUUCUCUGGAGCUGGGAGGAAAGUCGCCUCUCAUCAUCUUCAGUGACUGUGACAUGGACAAGGCUGUCCGCAUGGGAAUGAGCUCUGUGUAUUUCAACAAAGGUGAGAACUGCAUUGCUGCCGGGCGUCUGUUUGUGGAGGAGUCCAUUCACGAUGAGUACAUCAGCCGAGUGGUGGAGGAGAUCAAGAAGAUGAAGAUCGGAGACCCGCUGGAUCGCUCCACAGACCACGGCCCGCAGAAUCACAAAGCCCACAUGGACAAGCUGCUGGAGUACUGCGAGGUCGGAGUGAAAGAAGGAGCCACGCUGGUAUACGGAGGCAAACAAGUGGACAGGCCAGGUUUCUUCAUGGAGCCCACUGUGUUCACUGACGUGGAGGACCACAUGUUCAUCGCCAAAGAGGAGUCCUUUGGCCCUGUCAUGGUGGUGUCCAAAUUCAAAGACGGCGAUGUGGACGGCGUGCUACAGAGAGCCAACGACACAGAGUACGGCCUGGCUUCAGGUGUGUUCACCCGCGACAUCAACAAGGCCAUGUAUGUGAGCGAGCGGCUGGAGGCUGGAACAGUAUUCGUCAACACCUACAACAAGACCGACGUGGCUUCACCUUUUGGAGGUUUCAAGCAGUCCGGCUUCGGCAAAGACCUCGGUGAGGACGCUCUCAUGGAAUACCUCAAGACCAAAGCAGUGACUGUGGAGUACUGAGGCACAGACUCUCCUAACGAACUCUGACCCACAUCUGAAUAGGAAGGGACUCGUCUGUCUGCUUCGAUCAGACAUCCAACUACAUUCAGCAUUGCUUCUGGACGGCGUGUGUGUGCGUGAGUGUGUGUGUGUGUGUGUGUGUGUGUGUGUAUAGUACGAGUGAGAGGAGAGCUUUGUUGUUUGUCUCGGCUCAGUUUGAACAAUGUGCCUGUCUGUUGGCUUUCUGCGUGAAAAUUCACAUCAUGGACGAGGAACGUGAAGUUUUUACCCGCCUCUAUAUCAAACACAUACAACCUACAGUUGGACACCGCUUUGCCUGAUGGGAGCUGAGCUGUUUCUGACUGUAUGUUUCAAGGUUUCAGUUCUUCCAUAAUCAGCAUGAAAGAUGCAAGAAAGCUGGAUUUUACAUAAUAACACUACUCACAAAUUUCUGCCUGAAACCUGUUUUUCCAAUCGUCAAUCAUGCCAGUUCAAAAUUUAGAAAUGAUCUGCCUUUCUCAUUGACUUGUGAAGCUGCUUUCACCAUUCCUUUAACAUCCCUUUUUUAUUGUUUGGCAGCUUUUAGGCAUUUGUGUACCGUAGCAGAAAAAAGACAAAGGUAUUAGUUAGUGCAUAAACUAAUUUAUAAAUGAGUGUGAAUGUUAAACAGUGUGUUCAGAUGCCUUUUGGGUUGAGUUUUGGAGAAUCCGGUGCCCUCACACUGGAGAACUGCAUCUCAGUAGCAAAAAAUAGUACCAAUAGUGAAGCUAUUGAUCAGAAUUGAUUGUCAAGUUGAUGGGAAAACAGGGUUCAGGUCAAAAAGUUCUUUUGAGUCCUUAAUCCAAAUGAAAAUAGUUUUAACAAAGUAAUAUCAACUCAAUGUCUACUUACUAUGUUUUUUCAAAGCUUUCAACCCCACUCAAAAGCUUGCAACAAAGCUAGUAGGUUGAUCCUGAGUUUAAGAGUAUCUUCACACCAGGCUGGAAAGCUGUGCUUCACUGUCUUCACUGGUUAGAAGUGUGCACCUGCACCUGUAAUCACACCCAAAGUGAUGGAUCAUGGUGUACUGACACCAUGGAGUACAGUUUUACAUCACUGUAGUGGGGUGAGAAGUUUCACCAAAAGAGGUGUUAUGUUUCUCUUUAAUAUUAUUUUGUCAGAUACUAUUUCCAAGGUCAAGAAUCAACUUUGACACUCACAUCAAAACAAACUGGUAGCAGUGAAAGAAGGGACUGUUGACAAUGUUUUAUUUAAUUAACUGGUUUAAGUCUUAAUGUAUGAGUCUUCAUGACGGCCAAAUGCAAGCAGGUGAAGAACCAUAAUUUUAGUUUGGUUUCCUUCCUCCCAGGCAGCCAUUCAUUACAGUUUGUUUCAGUACACUAAGAAAAUCUUGCAGACUUGGUUACAAGAAGUUAAUUCAUCACAGUCAACAUUUAGCCACAUUUAUAGUUGACAAUUAUUUUCUUCUAUUGUCACGCAGUAAUGCAGCUGAAAGCAGGGAUUCCUCCGUGUAAGUGUGUUCGUAAAACUGCAACUAACAAAAUGUGAGAGCUGGAUGUUUCAAAUCAUCACAUUCACAAGUUACUGCCAACAGGAAAUCAAGACUAGAAGACAAACGAGUAGUAAAGAUGACUAUCAUGAAAAGAACAAGUGUGAAUUUGGUAGUUUCUCGUGUUAAAAAGGUUGCUUUCUGACAUCUGAUGUCACAGUGUCCUUGAAUGCACCAACAAGGAGUUUUCAAGGCAGUUACUGCUCACACUGCAUUGGCAUA